ACAUCCGAGCAGAAUGCCGUUCAGAGUUCCACCACUAGUCCAACCAGCACGCACUCGCCGGAGGGGUCGAACGAGAAACAGCGCAAGAUCAACCGCGGAGACGGCAGCAAUAAAAUGGCGUACAACACCGAAGCCACCGGUAGUAACAACGUGUUACGUAGAGAGUCGAUAAAGAAGCAAGGCGCCGGCAACGAGGUGUACUGUCCUUCGGGAGAGAAGUGUCCCCUGAUCGGCUCGAACGUGCCUUGGGCAUUCAUGCACGGUGAGAUCGCCACCAUCCUCGGCGAGGAGUAUCAGAAACUGUCCGUACCAUUGCUGCCGACCACAAAGAAGGAGAAGGACGGCUCGCCGUCCUCGUCCACUAGCAAUGUACUAUAGGG
This is a messenger RNA of Soboliphyme baturini, 380 nucleotides long. The record is from the annotation of a GenBank genome assembly. NCBI's taxonomy places the organism in Eukaryota, Metazoa, Nematoda, Enoplea, Dioctophymatida, Soboliphymatidae.